Molecule: messenger RNA, 8636 nt
Organism: Musca domestica (house fly)
Lineage: Eukaryota; Metazoa; Arthropoda; Insecta; Diptera; Muscidae
Gene: Sulf1
Product: extracellular sulfatase SULF-1 homolog
Exons: 17
Coding region: 1122-5825 (1567 amino acids)
Molecular function (GO): glycosaminoglycan binding; N-acetylglucosamine-6-sulfatase activity
Source: RefSeq, a predicted model, not a curated record
AAACAACAGCGGCAGCCGUAGUCGCAGCAGCAGCAAAAACAUCUCUCAGUUUCCACUGGCCGAUGUGCUGCCGUUUGUUACUUUACUUGUGUUCCACUUUCAAUAGUGUUUGGUUUCUUGCGAGUAACGGACGUAUCGUAUCGGCAAAUCGGAGUAAUUAUUAUUAAAUGUUUAUCAUUGAAAUUGUUUAAUAACGAAAUACGACAUUCGAGUUGCAUUUUUUUGUUGUGCUGCAUUAAUUGGUUCACCAGCAAAGAACCUACUGAAGAAGUCAUUUUGCAUUGUGCGGCGGAGUGCGGGAUUUGGUCAGGAUCGGUGCUGCUGCGUGUAUACGUUGCGUUUCGGAUAUAAAAAAAAGAAGAAAAAUAAUAAUAACAACAAAAAUACCGCGUUAUCUAAACGUUCACAUAACAUGUGAAUGGUGGCUUGCCAAAAAAUAAAAGAAAGGGGAGUUUGAAGAGUGAGUGUAAAAUUUUCGGGUUCUCCUCCCCCUCUCAAAAAAAAAAAAAAAAAGCAAUCGACCAAUCAUACAUCAAUUUUUUAAAGUGGAAGACGACAACAAUAAUUUUAAUAUUGUCUGUGGCAGUGGCAUUGAAAAAAAUAUCACAAAAAAAGAAUAAAAAUAUCAUCGAAUAAAAAAUAAAGAAUAAAUAAAAAUAAUAAAAAAAAGUGAUUUAAAACAAAUAAAGCAAACCUCGUUCGAUAAAAAAAGAAGUCUAUCAUCAACGCAUCACAAGUUGCAUUGCUGGAAAUUUGAGGUCAGUUAUUAAAAUUUUGUCGACAUUUAGCCACAACAGAGGAAAUUCCUUUGCGAUUAAAACAGCAAAAACAACAACAUUUCAUCAGAUAAGCAAACGUGAGUGCCGACAACAAGUCUUGCGGUGAAUGGUGAAAAUUAAGUGAUUUUUAUCCGUUGCACUGAAAAGGUGUUCUGCAUCUCUAAUUCGAAAUAAAGAUAACUUGCCAUUUAACUUAGAGGAAAACAAUUAUUCAUAAAAAAUGACAUAACCUCAACAUACGAAAUGUAAACUUCUAUUCUCAUAACGUGGAGAAUUUAGAAUAAAAAAGGAUACUGUGAUAAAAAAUUAGAAGACAGGAGUAAUUGAAAGAAGAAAAACAAAAUGCGACUCCACAAUAUAAAUAAGUUAGCAAUUAGCGUCAGCUUAUGUCUGCUGUUUACGCUGAAUUUAUUGUUGUUGUCGACAACAGCAAAUGCGGCCAAAGAAAACAUACCAACAUACCAUGAACCGGAAAAGGAGGAAAGAACUGGUUCCCGCGCUACGGAACAACAUCAUCAGAGACAAAGUCAUCAGAAUCAUCAACAGAAAACUGCACAUCACUAUCAAGAGCAACAACAACACCAUCAACGGCACCAGCCACAAAGGCAGCAUCAUUAUCAGCCACAGCAACACCAACAACAACAUCAAAAACAUCAUCAAUCACAAACGGCAACACAUCAUGACAGCCAUCAACGCCAGCCGCGACAACGUAACUCGGGUCCUGGCCCACAAACCUCCAAACGUUUCUCUCGCGACUCUCAGGCAUCUAGUCGUAAACCCAAUAUAAUUCUAAUUCUCACCGAUGAUCAGGAUGUUGAAUUGGGUUCGUUGAAUUUUAUGCCACGCACUCUGCGUAUCUUACGUGAUGGUGGGGCAGAGUUCCGUCAUGCCUAUACCACAACGCCAAUGUGUUGUCCAGCCAGAUCAUCGCUGCUGACUGGCAUGUAUGUCCACAAUCACAUGGUCUUCACCAACAACGACAACUGUUCCAGUCCCCAGUGGCAGGCCACACAUGAGACCCGCUCCUUUGCCACAUAUCUAUCGAAUGCCGGCUAUAGAACCGGUUAUUUUGGUAAAUAUCUCAAUAAAUACAAUGGUUCCUAUAUACCACCGGGUUGGCGAGAAUGGGGUGGACUCAUCAUGAAUUCGAAAUACUAUAAUUAUAGUAUCAACAUGAACGGGCAGAAGAUUAAGCAUGGAUUUGAUUAUGAAAAGGACUACUACCCGAAUUUAAUAGCCAACGAUUCUAUAGCAUUUUUGAGAUCAUCAAAACAACAAAACCAAAGAAAACCUGUGAUGUUAACAAUGAGUUUUCCAGCACCGCAUGGUCCCGAAGACUCGGCGCCCCAGUAUAGUCAUUUAUUUUUCAAUGUUACCACACACCACACGCCAUCCUAUGACUUGGCACCCAACCCCGAUAAACAAUGGAUUUUAAGGGUUACCCAACCCAUGGAACCGGUACAUAAACGUUUUACAAAUCUUCUAAUGACCAAACGUCUGCAGACUCUACAAAGUGUAGAUGUUGCCGUGGAAAGAGUCUACAAUGAACUGAAAUCGCUGGGAGAAUUGGAUAAUACCUACAUCAUCUAUACCUCCGAUCAUGGUUAUCAUUUGGGCCAGUUCGGUUUGAUCAAGGGUAAAAGUUUUCCCUUUGAAUUUGAUGUGAGAGUACCAUUUUUGGUUCGUGGUCCCGGAAUACAACCCUCAAAGGUGGUUGAAGAAAUCGUUUUAAAUGUGGACUUGGCUCCCACCUUCCUGGAUAUGGGCGGUGUUCCAACACCCUCCCAUAUGGAUGGCCGCAGCAUUCUGCCAUUGCUUUUAAAUAAACAGAAAUUCAUGAAAGAACCCUGGCCGGAUUCAUUUCUCAUUGAAAGUUCCGGUCGUCGUGAAACACCCGAUCAAAUUGCUGAGGCCCGAGCCCGUUUGCAGGCCGAACGUAGCAAUAUGAAACUGGCGAAUAGUACACUGCUCGAGGAUCUCGUAGAGAAUGUAACAUCAUCAUCGACAACAACACCGCCACGCAUGGAUAUCAUGGAAAUGGAGUCAAGGGAGGAGGAUCAAUUCGGAGAACAUGGUAAAGAAACUGAUAACGAAGAUCUCACCGAUGAUGACUUUGAAUUUGAGACUGAUGACGAAGAGACGGAUACUUCAGCUGCCAUAAAUGAAGAGGAUGACGAAAACGAGGCAACAGAUGAUGAGCUGGAACAACAGGACAAAUUCGAUAAUAAUUUACCUCUGACUCCAUAUACCACAAAAAUGAUGCGUCUGAAUUCUGAAUGUUCGGAUCCAAGUCUUUUGGAAGAUUGUCGAGCCGGACAAAAAUGGAAAUGUGUGAAUGAAAAUGGACGAUGGCGGAAACACAAGUGUAAAUUCCAUUUACAAUUACAGCACCAUUUGGCAGAAAUUUCCAAAUAUCCUAAGGGUCAAAAUAAACGGAAUUGUGCCUGUUUUACACCGGAUGGUGUGGUCUAUAUUAAACCCGAAGUUCGGAAGAGAAACCAAAACUUUGGUAAAAACUCUCGUCGCCACAAAAGAGAUACCGAGAAUUUUGACAUUGAAGAGCUCUAUCACUCCGAGUUACCCUAUGAAAUGGAGGAGCUACUGGAUAUCCAUAAAAAUCUGCAUAAUCUUGAGCAGCAUUUGUUGGAACAGCACAAGAAGAAGGCAGAAACGCUCUCCCGACCCAAACGGGAACUGACUGCAAAUCUAUUUGAGCCUCCCGAAACCUUGAACAGUGAAGAGAACAAGAAGAACAAUGCCUCUAAUGAUGCCAUAUCCAAGGUAAUACAAGAAAUUCAGGAUACCCUGGAAACUCUAGAACUGAAAUUUGUCGAACAUGAUUGGACGGUGAACAGUACCUCCAAGACUGCAGCUACGAGGAUGACCUCUGCCGGAUUUGUAAGGGGUGGAAAGUUCCCCAAAGUAGGUGGUCGUGUUGGCACCCGAUGUUAUAUUGAAUCUCAGAGCGGCAAGGUCAAUUGUUCCGAUGUCAUUUAUGAUGACGAGAAGACAUGGCGUAAAUCGCGAUCACAAAUUGAUAUGCUCAUCAAGGUGCUGAAGGAUAAAAUCACCCAUCUGAAGGAUAUCAAGAAGCAGCUUAGGGAAAGUAAGCAACAGCAACAACAGGGUAGCCAUUGGAACAAUGAAUUUGUCAACAACAAUAGAGGAGAGAGCUACAAUACUGGCGAUGGAAAUACGAAUGGCUAUGGCACAGGAUAUCGCCAUCAGAAAGGUCGUCAUCGUGGACAACAGCCUGGCUAUAAUCGGCAUUACAACAAUGCCGGAGUUAUGGGUAAUCCGGCCAGUUCUGGCGGUAGGAGAAGAAUAAUUGAGGCAAAUGUUGAACAUCCAGAAUUUGAUAUGAACUAUUUCACAACAACGUCAAGAAGAACCAAUUAUGAGGACCUAAUGACCUCGACACAGAAAAAUAAGCAUCGCAGCCAGCAGCUAGUGCCAAAUUCAUAUUCGACCACAAAUCUGCCAGAAUCUCCAAAGAAAAGCACACCAUGGCGGGGUGCAUCGGAGGAAGUUUCUCAAGGCAGUUAUGAGGAGUCUGCUUAUCCAAGCUCAACCCUGGAAAGCAUAACAUCCAGCUCUGAAAUGGGUCAAAGGACCAAACCCAAACACCGAGGCCAAAAGGAAGAGGUCAAGGAGACCUAUUACAAUUCCAGGCAUGACACUGGCAAUACACAGUUUUCAGGACCUGCAGAGUGUUAUUGUGAACCGGAUACAGACUAUCCAGAUUCCAAAGAAAUUGCCCGAGAGGCCAGACGUAAAUUGAAAGAGGAGAGGCAACGCAAAAAGGAAAGAAAACGCAUCAAGAAGGCCCGUCUUGAAAAGGAAUGCUUGUCGGAGAAAAUGAAUUGUUUCUCACAUGACAAUAGCCAUUGGCGUACCGCCCCCCUGUGGAAUGACAGUCCAUUCUGUUUCUGCAUGAAUGCCAAUAAUAACACCUACUCCUGUCUGAGGACCAUAAAUGCCACCCACAAUUAUUUGUAUUGUGAAUUUACCACCGGAUUGAUAACGUUUUAUGAUUUGAAAAUUGAUCCAUUUGAAACCUUGAAUCGCGCCACUUCCCUAAGUCAAGCCGAGAAAUCGUAUAUGCAUGACACUUUGGCUAAACUUAAAAAUUGUAAAGGUAAAAGUUGUACAAUAAAACGUACAACGGUAGUGGUUAACGCUGCCAAUGCGACAAGUAAUAAUGCCGUGUUACCACGAGGCACAAAACGCAAACAUGUUUCCAGUUUGAUAUCCUCAUCGCUAAAUGGUAAUUCCGAUUUCAUUUCUAAUCGCAUGGACUAUGAAGGAUCCCAGGCGAAACGUAGGAAGUUGUCAAGUCGCUGGCCACCAAGUACCACCAUAAACAACAACAACAAUAAUAUACGACGCAACAAAUGGAAAUUGCAACAUGUAAAUCAUCAGCAUCAUUCCUAUUAUAAUCCUCAUCAGAUGGGUCAACAUUUAAGACCACCAGCCUACAAUACCAAUCACCACAAUAGGAUGAUACAUCAACAACAACAACAGCAACACCAUCAUCCACAGCAGCAGCCGCAGCAGCGACAGUCACCACAAUCUAUAGCAUCGGAGCGGGGUAAUAGUAUUCGCAGAAAUCGUUAUCAUGAAGAGGACACACAAUACCAGCAACAAAACUAUCCACACAAUGUUGAAGUUAAAAAGGCGCUGGCAUCAGCAGUCAACACAACAACGACAGGGCAACAAAUGAAAGAGGCCAAGGAUAUUAGUGUGGGUGGUGGCCACAAAAACGACAACAAUAAUAAUAGUAAUACAACUUCAUAUUCAGAAACUGUUGCCGCUGAUGGUAACAAUUCCAAUUGGAUGUCAUCGUCUUCUUCUUCGUCAACACCAGUGCCAUCAUCCGAUUCUGUGGCAGCAGCUGCUGCAGCAUCAUCAUCCCUGCAGACAUUAAGUGGCGAAGACCAGAUGGACGAUGCAGCUGAGUUUUUAAGAAUUCAGAAAAACCAACAGCAGCAUCAACAACAGUCCCAACAGCAACCUAUGACCACAUUACCCGAAUUAAGCCUGUAGUUAAGUAUUUAAAUUGUGAAUUCCUUAAAAAAAUAUUUUUUGAAACAAAAAAAAAUAACCAACCAAUUAUCCAAAACAAAUUUUGUCAUUAGAAUAUUUAUAAGUUAACAAGAAAAGCAAAAAAAUUAUGCGCGUUAUUUAGGCAAAGCAAAAGUGAACCAAAAAAAAAAAAAAAAUCUAUGAUCGAUCUACUCUGGGACGAUGCAGGCAUUAUGAGCAGCUAUGCAAAGGAUCAAAACAUUUUAGGGACAUGGAAAUUCAAAACCUGAAGUGUUUUAGUUGCGAUAGAUAGAUAAUCCUUAAAAAAAAUUUAAAAUUCCACAAUUUUCAAAUCGAAUACAAAAUUAUUAAAAAUAUUUGCCUAAAGAUUCGUAUAUAGCUUCGUUUAUGGAUGGUCAUGAUGCCUUUAUUGUCCCACCACAAACAAAAUUCAUUCCCAUUAAAGAAAAAAAAAACAAACCAAACAAGACGUCCGCUCAAAUGAAAAUCAACAAAGUUUGAAAUGAUAUUAACGAAAAUUCGAAAUUAUUUAUAUAUGUAGUAAUAUAUACGAACAAAAAUUAUAAGUAUGUAUAUGCUCAUUAAUUAUUAGAAAAAUUAAAAACAAAAAAUUAAAUAAUUUAGAGAAGAAAAACAACGCUCCUCUCAACAACAUAUCCGCCAACUGCAUAUCUCUAUCUCUCUCUAUUUCUCUUCUAAACAAAACCGUCAAACAUUAAAUAAUUUACUAUUAUUGUUGUUGUUAGAUAACCUAAUGAAAUCGGAAAACAUAAAGAUAAACAUAACCUAUAAUUCAUAAUUAAGCUAAUCGGUAGUUAGGUGGUGUUAUACGAAAGGAUAUGAUGAGAAGGGAGUCUCUUAGACUUUCAGAAGACGAACUGAAGGGAGUCUUUUAGACUUUCGUAAGUCGAGCUGAAGGGAGUCUUUAUGAAAGAGCUAAGAGAGGAGUCUGUAUAGAUAAGCUGGAGCCCAGUGAGUCUCUAUAGACGAGCAGCAGCCCAGGGAGUCUCUAUAGAUGAGCUCUGGCCCAGGGAGUCUCUAUAGAUGAGCUGGAGCCCAGGGAGUCUCUAUAGACUAGCUGAAGCCCAGGGAAUCUUUAUAGACAAGCUGGAGUCUGUAUAGACGAGUUGGAGCCCAGGGAGUCUCUACAGAUGAGCUGGAGCCCAGGGAGUCUCUACAGAUGAGCUGGAGCCCAGCGAGUCUCUAUAGAUGAGCUGGAGCCUAGCGAGUCUCUAUUGAUGAGCUGAUGGUCAGGGAGUGUCAACAGACGACCUGAAGGUCAGGGAGUGUCAAUAGACGAGCUGAAAGUGAGGGAGUGUCAACAGACGAGGAGUCUCAAUAGACGAGCUGAAGGUCAAAGAGUCUCAAUAGACGAGCUGAAGGGCCAGGGAGUCUUAAUAGACGAGCUGAAGGUCAAAGAGUCUCAAUAGACGAGCUGAAGGUCAGAAAGUCUUAAUAGACGAGGUGAAGGUCAAAGAGUCUCAAUAGACGAGCUGAAGGUCAGAAAGUCUUAAUAGACGAGCUGAAGGCCCAGGAGUCUCAAUAGACGAGCUUAAGGCCCGGGGGUCUCAAUAGACGAGCUGAAGGCCCGGGGGUCUCAAUAGACGAGCUGGUGUCCAGGGAGUCUGUAUAGACGAGCUGGUGGCCAGGCAGUCUGUAUAGACGAGCUUAUUCCCAAUGGAUGAUAAUUAUCCCCACUGAUUGAUAAUUUAUGCAUAUUCCUGGAUAAUUGUUCCACGUUGGAAAACUUAUCCUCAUGUCUGGAUAAUUUAAUAAAUUUGGGAGUAUAUUUUAUCUACAUUGGGUUGUGUGACAUAUAUCUCAUGAUAUCUUUUCGUAUAACUCCUGAAACCAAAUCCCACAUUAUUCCGAACUGCUUAUUAGUCUCUGUAAUUAAACAGGAAUUACAACAAUAAUAAUUGUUGAUCUGCCAUUGCAACUUGUAGUUGAAAGCUAUUUUAAGGAUACAACUCCUUUGCAGGCUUAUGCGUAACAACUAACGCAUAUCUCUCCUACAAAUAACGUCUUACUCUAAUCUCUAUAUAUAAACAUACAUAUAACAUGCUCUAUAUUAACAACUAAAGUAACUAAAUUAUGCUUAAUAAAAAAACAACACUAAAAUAUGAAAAUGUAAUGAAAAACAAUUUAACUACCCCUGGUUUAGAAUUUUCAAACGAUUUCAAAAUAUGUAAUAUUAAUUGGCAUUAAUUCAUAAUUUUCCACACACACACAUUCAAAGAACCUUUUUGAACUAUUAAAUUUAAAAAUAAGCAAACAAACAAAUCCUAUAUACUAUUUCUCCUUCUAAACUUCGAGCAAUUGGUUUAUGUGUAGAAAAAUAAAAUAAAAAAUUAACAAAACGAAACCAACAAUUACUAAACAUAACUAUAUAUGUUGUUUAAAACUAAGACUGUUUACAAAAUAAUUAAAAACCAAUUACAUAUAUAAAUGGAGGCAAAGUUUAAAUAAAUUAAAAAAAAUUGUGUUGCAAAAAAAGAAUUAGUUUUUGCCAGUUGUUAAAUUAAUUUUACCAACAUAGAAAAAAAAAAACAGAAAAGAAAAAAACUACCAGCUACUUUGCUAUAAUUAAUAAGUUGUAAUUACAUAUAUGUUUUAAUAAAAAUAAAAAAUAUCCCACAACGUUUAAAAGUGUUAAUGGAUUUUUCUUUAGAAUAAAUAAAUAUUAUCUAUAUUUCUUUUCCCCUUCGUCUUCUUGCCAUUUUCUAUAGAUAUAUAUAAUGUAUGUAUUUAUGUAUUCAAUUUAAUUAUUUCUUGGCAAUAUUUUCUAUAAACGUUUAUAUAUUUAUUUUU